Trypanosoma rangeli is the source of this 4236-nucleotide messenger RNA. RefSeq lists its product as uncharacterized. The transcript has a single exon. The record is from RefSeq and is a predicted model, not a curated record. Bases 1 to 4236 code for a protein of 1411 amino acids. Lineage: Eukaryota; Euglenozoa; Kinetoplastea; Trypanosomatida; Trypanosomatidae.
AUGACGAACACGCCUUUUUCAUCGCCACAGGACGAUGAGCGGCUCCUGUCGAUUUCCCCCCUCAGUGAUGUCGGCCUUCCGGGGCAGCGGUCGCCGCGCGGCGCCUCCCUCGUGCGAAGAGCGUCUACGGAAGUGUCCUUCCUUUGCCACGGCGCGGCGCCGGCUCGGUGCGGAGCCUGUGUUUUGGGUUUUUCGUCAACCGCCACGAAGUGUUCGUUUGGCGUGCUCCUAGACGCAGACAGCACUGCAACGAAACAUGCGAAGGAGCCGAAGAGCCAUGUUAGAUGCCGCGACCAAUGCGCUUCUUCGUCGUCCUCUGCCGCCAGUCUUUCGUGGAAUACGGUGGCAUUGCUUACGAAUCACACUUAUCUCUUUGAUGUUGUCUGCAGUGCUAUGGGUAGUGCGGCGUUCUUUCGCUCCCCCGCGCCGCAGUCCGCCGAUUCUCUAGAGACGUUUCCAUCCGUCCUGUCCUUGUCGCCGCCGGCUAUUACUGCGUGGGAACAUCUUUUGUGUGCCGUGCUAUUUCGUACCUCGGUGGAGGAGGCGGCUGCUUUGCGGCAUGCGGUGUCGUGGGAGGAACAGUGCCGCGUCGAGGAUGUCCUCGCCGAGGUGCGGCGCUGCACCCGUGCCUUGGUUGAUGGACUGCUUCGCUGGGUUCCCGCAUCCGCUGGGGUACGUCUUCUGCUGAGUCGCCACAGCGAUGGCGAUAGCCGCUGCUGCUGGGGCGGCAGUCGUGGUGGAAUUCAAGUGGGGCUUUUAGACGUGGAGAAUGUGUGGCGUGUGCAGCAACACCUCUUCUCGCUGCAGCGCUCGUGGCUAUCGACGGACGAGGAGGGAAAAUGUAGAGAUGUGGCAAUGGGCCUGCGAGCUGCUGCCAGAGGCGUGCGCGAUGUUGACCCUCUUCGGGAGGCUUUGUAUCGCACCCUUAGAGCGUUUCAGCGGCAGAGCGUUCAUCUGUUGCGAUGGGCUGCUGAUAGCCACGGCGAGGCGUACACCGCCAGCACCCAACUACUCGUACGUGUGAUGGCGGUUGUGGCACAUAUUGAGUUUUGUCUGGAGUCUUCGCCCCAAUCGCGUGACACGGGUGCCCUGUAUUGCCACGAUGAUGUGGAAGGCAGUCGUGGUGGUGGUGACGCGUCCGGACUGCCGUUCACGCCGGCGCAGCGGGACCACUUGGUGGAGAUGCUUGCCGUUCUUAUGCACCCCUGCAGCGACAACACUUCCGGCGAGGGAAGGCGCCUCGCCAUGCACUGGCUGUGGGCACAUUUGAGGGGAGAAACAAAUGCCGCACUCUUCACUGGCCCCUCGAGGUUGUUGUUCCACGAUUUUCUUGCCUCCUUUGCACACUGGUUGGUGCUGCACCUUGUGCCGGCCUUGAUGGUGCACGUGAACGCGCUCUCCUGCGGCGACCAGGUGAAUGCUGCGCCGCCGCCGGCUCGUUCAGUGCGAGUACGGUUUAACUGCGCUGAGGAGUCCUCUGCGGAUGAGGCGGAGUUGCUGUCUGCGUCGUCCGUGACACCGCCACGCGUGCCAACCAAAACAGCACCCCACACUUCUUUUCCCUCCUCCUCAGCCGCCGUCAUCGCAGCUCCUGCGGCUCGACGCAACGUGUUGCUAGAGAUCACAAUGACAGAUUGGCUGUGGUGGUUGCGGCACAGGAGUGCAAGGGAUAACGAGGCAGUGUGUGGCGUAGAGUUCUUCCCAUCGCUAUCCUCAACAGCCGCGAGGCUGCUGGGCGUGCUUGACUCCCUCGAGCUGUUUCGCCCGUUGCCAGCAGGCGGGGUUUGGCCGGUGUUGUCAGACAGGGUCUUCGAGCGUCAUGGUGCGUGGGCGGUAGCGCAUUGGGUGGUGGGCUGUAGCCACGCGGAGAUUUUGGCGCUGCGUCAGGAAUACGCUGGCGGAGCACCCCACGCCUCAGCCUCACGAGAUCCAGUGGUGAUGUUCACGCUGGGCGACUUUAUCGCGCGCUACCGCCCCGUUGUGGAUGCCGCACGUGUGUCGUCGCACCUCACCUCGCAUCCACCUUGGCAGGAGGGCGAUUCUGCGGGGGAUCGGCAGUGGCGUCCACUCCCGCCCCUGUUCCACAUAUCCCUUGAAAAUUUUAACGUUUUCUCGCCAAUCAUUCAGGCGAAGCUCAUUUGUUCUGCGGUGACUGUGGACUACGCAGCGCAUGCUUCUCCCAGAGAGGAAGAAGAAGCAGGGGUGUGGCGGCACGUUCCUUCGCAGAGACGUAUGGAUAUCGGUGUGUUCAACAGUGAAGCAGUGCCGGCGAGAGAGGCGCCGUCGGUCGUCGUCAUGGAAGACUCUGGACUCGUGAAGGUGUACGACGCUGGGGCCUUGGAGCAGCUUGAGGGGAGCCGCCUGCGUGGCCGGGCCAGGUUGCAUGGGUGUGGCACACGCAUUCUUCAGUCCUUCCUGCGUGCGUGUUGGUCGGUUCGGUGGAACUUUGUGCCGCUGCGACGCCGCGCCCAACGCCACGCGAUCGUGCUUGUGCAGGCAGCUCUCCGCGUGCAUGCGGCGGCGCUGACGGCAACACGACAAGUGCGGCGUUUGGUGGAGCAGCAGCGGCGCUGGGUAGAGGAGCGACGAAGCCACGAUGUAACGCGGGAGCAACUCGUUCGUCGACUGGAGGCGCAGGCGGCGGGACGCGGGAACUGCGACGGCGAUGCAGGCGACGCCAUGCACGUGGCAAGCCCCGCGGCCCAAACGGCGGUGAGCUGGCCGGCCACACCAUUGGAUGAGCUGCUCGGGGCGCGUGCGAGACGUGUGCCGGAUCCCGCGCUGGGUGUGGAGCGCAGGCUGAAGGAGGGUGGUGGCCCGGCAGCGCUGGAUCUCCUGUUGCAAAAAGAAACAUGGGUAGAGACCCACAGCCGCGGCGCGGUGUGUGACACGGAGCGAAAAGGGCGAGGCAUCAUACAACACGUGGAGGCAAAGGGGCGCAGGCAGCUAUUUUUUGCUCUUGAGGACAAACUACGUGAGCGGUGGCUUUUGCAGGAGUACCGUGACCGACGUGCGGUCGUGCAGCGACAGAUCAAGGAACAUCACGAGUCUCGUGGGCGGGAGCAACGCCGCAAGUGGCAGAAGCAGAGGAAGCAGCAAGCGAAGGUGAUGCAAAAGCAACGCGAGGAAACGCAAAGUCGGUCUUUUGCAACCAGGGCGCGUAACGAGGCACCGCGGCGUGUCGUUGCUUCGUCACAACCUCCCACUGCUGCUGCUACCACCGAGGUCACGUGCAGCGGCGCCUCUUACGCGCCGGACACUACGAACCAUGACAACGCAGACGCCAGUGAGGUGGUCAUCGUCAUUGACGUACCGGGCGACGACGGCGACACGGACGGACCGGUGCAGGAACCGCAGCAGCUUCCUCGUGAUGUUCAUAAGCGCCCUGCAGAAGGUGCUAAAAACGUGGCACCGUCACGAAAUACACGUGUGUGUGCGUCGCUGCGGUCUCCGCACGGUGGAGCUGCUGCGACAGCGAACUCCUGUCGUACCCCUCGGAGAGCGCUCAGGCAGCAGGAGCAUGAGGAUCGCACCUUUAUUGAGCUCAGUCAAUGCUAUCGCUGGCACGUGUUGCUGCAGACCUGUGCGCUAGAGGGGGUUGCGCCGGCUGAGAUGCAGCACCGCCGUCGCAUCUUUCUUGCCUGUGCGCUGGAGCGGCAGGAGCUGCUGGCCCGCUGGCGCACGGUCGUGCUUCCCUAUGGCCUCAUCACAGAGGCGUUGCAUGGCGACUUCCUUGCGGCGUUGGUGAUUCUGCAGGACACCCCGCGGCGUCAUGGACUGGCAGCAAGACGGCAGAUGUCAUCACGAUUCCAUCCCCUCCGCGUAAACACAACUCCCGCGGGGGUUCGGACGCAGCAGUCGCUGCCGUCGUCGUCGUGUCGCCGUACCGGUGGGAGGGGUUUUCCCCAGCUGCUGGGAAAGGACGGAGUGAUGGUGGGUGGGAAUGAUGAGAAUGCGGUCAGCACUGAACAGGUUGCCGACGCCAAAGCAAAGGCAGUGGCUCAUCGGGAAUUUCUUUGCAAGCCGAACUUUCAGCUGCUGGCAGGUCACUUUUCUAAUCCUUACGCGUCGGAUGCGGGGGCUGCGGUGACGGACCGCAGAGCGCCGGCGAAGGGAGGCCGGGGAACAAGCAGGCCGGGGAAAGCGCCCACCACGCGGAGACGUGUUGUCACGUGGGUUGACCUGCCACCGUCUUCGCCGCAGCAGCAGCCAACGCCGUUCGUGUCUUCCACAUGA